AUGUCUGAUUCUCAGCCUUCUUACCUUGUACUCGGUGUGCCGCGUCUAGCGCUCAUCUGCCUUGCGGCAAAACUCUAUGUUCAAACCCAAGCAACUGGCGUCCAGAAGUACUUUGAGUCCUCUUAUCACUUUGAUACUUUCAACCUCUUUCUCUCCCACUUCAUCAAACCUACUCAGUCUAUCUGGCGUCAAAUUCCGAACACAGAGCGCCGCGGUCUCCUCGAGGAGUACUAUCCUACAGCAGCUGCGCUCGACAUCUACAGCGAACAGGGCUAUGAGCGAGAUUUUACGCAACUCUGCUCUCGGUGGUUCAGGGACACCAAACUCCUUAUGCCAGAGGUGUUGUUCAUGAUGUCCAAGCAAUCUGCAGUGGCUCUGAACCAAAAAAACUUAACAAACAACCCCGCUUCUGUUGACUAUAUGAAGAAGCUCGUCAAGCCCUCGGUCAAGCAUACAGCCACAACCAAGCUGAUCGAUACUAAGCCUCUCAUGCCUACAAAGAGACGGCGACAAGAAGAACAGGAGGUUGAAGUCUCUGUGAAGAAGAGAGCGAAGCUGGUCACUCCUGGUGCCAAGACAUUCUCUACAACCGCCUUGAUUACCACGAAGGAUACCAGUUUCGAAAAGAAGAAGCUAGCAGUUCCUGUAGUCAAACACCCUCAAACAACCACCUUGACUGCCACGAAGAACACUAGCAGUGGGAAGCUCAAGCUGGCUGCUCCUGGUAGCAUUACAUCCUCUACAACCGUCUUUACUGCCACAAAGGACACCAGUGCCGAGAAAUCCAUCCUGCAACAGCCCAAGCAGCGUUGGCUUUCGGACAAAGAGGUCGGGCGUAUCGGACGCAGACCUCAAGGCCAGGGCUGGAGGUCCAAGAUCACCCCACUGCCUUUCUAG
Messenger RNA from Colletotrichum orchidophilum, 897 nucleotides. RefSeq lists its product as uncharacterized. The record is from RefSeq and is a predicted model, not a curated record. Bases 1 to 897 code for a protein of 298 amino acids. The transcript has a single exon. NCBI's taxonomy places the organism in Eukaryota, Fungi, Ascomycota, Sordariomycetes, Glomerellales, Glomerellaceae.